GGCCGUAAUAAAAGUGCAGCCAGCAAGACGAUCAUUCUUUCGUCCGCGAAGUGAGCUGUCUGCUGUAAUAACUGUAGCAUAUAUCGUUCCAAUUUUAAUCACUCCCUCUGCUACAGCAAUUAACCUUGCAGCACCAUGGCCAAAAUUGAGCAUGUCACCGAGAAGCCCAAGCUGGACCAGAUCCUGAAGGAGGCCGGCAAUAAGCUGGUGGUGCUGGACUUCCACGCCACCUGGUGCGGACCCUGCCGGAAUAUUGCGCCCAAAUUCGAGGAAUUCGCCAACAAGUACGACGCCGUGUUUCUCAAGGUCGACGUCGACGAGGCCGAGGAGAUCGCCUCCACCUACGAGAUCACCUCCAUGCCGACGUUCGUCUUCGUGAAGAACGGGAAGAAAGUGGAUAGCUUCUCGGGAGCGGACGUGAACAAGCUGGAGCAGACCAUCAAGAAGAACCUGUAAACAGGCCUGCCGCGCCGCGCGUGCACAGCCGGCCGGUGUGUGUGCCUGGGGAACAGUAAUUACUCAUCAUGACGCUGCUUAAUUUUCCGACGACAUUUCUUGCUUUUCUGCGCCGCACUGAAAUCCGCCAUACAAUAUGAUUGUUUUCUAUUCUGCAUUACGCCCUUGUUGCCGCUGUUGUGUAGCGGAGCAUGCAUUUGCCGGCAGCUGGAGGCUUCAACCAUGUGCAAUAUAAAUUCAGCAAGUGUUUUUCCAUUUUUACUCUUUUAUGCAAUUUUGGCUGAAUGUGAGAAAUAAGAGAAAAAACAAGUA
Molecule: messenger RNA, 768 nt
Organism: Paramacrobiotus metropolitanus
Lineage: Eukaryota; Metazoa; Tardigrada; Eutardigrada; Parachela; Macrobiotidae
Product: thioredoxin-2-like
Exons: 2
Coding region: 136-456 (106 amino acids)
Molecular function (GO): protein-disulfide reductase activity
Source: RefSeq, a predicted model, not a curated record